Molecule: messenger RNA, 1033 nt
Organism: Phymastichus coffea
Lineage: Eukaryota; Metazoa; Arthropoda; Insecta; Hymenoptera; Eulophidae
Product: zinc finger protein Gfi-1b-like
Exons: 2
Biological process (GO): regulation of transcription by RNA polymerase II
Cellular component (GO): nucleus
Molecular function (GO): RNA polymerase II transcription regulatory region sequence-specific DNA binding; DNA-binding transcription factor activity, RNA polymerase II-specific
Source: RefSeq, a predicted model, not a curated record
AUUGCCAAACCUGCAGUAAAAAAUUUAUAUGGAAAAAGUCACUUUUUCGACAUAUUAGCUCCGAUUUUAAUAGAAAGUCAAAUUUUGACUUUAAUAAUUGUAUUAACAUCAUCAAAUGGAAAAAUAACUCACGUAUGCACAUUGACAGCCGCCACAGAUGCAGUAACGAAAAGCACAAGAAUCAGAGUUAAAAGCUAUUCGGAGUUGCUACCACUAACAAACCGCAAAUCUGAUUUGCGUGGUAGCAGACACGAACCUACAACCAGUGGUCCCAAUAACAAUAAAUAUAAGUACGUUUGCGCGUCCUGUAAUAAGCCUUACGUGUACAAAGGAAGUCUCGAUCGUCACGUCAGUAACGAGUGUAACAAUCCGACCAAGUACGCAUGCACAGCAUGUAAAAGAAGCUACAAGUACAAGAGAGAUUUAACUCGUCAUCUUACCCACGAGUGUGGUAAAGAGAAAACUUUGAUUUGCGACAUUUGCCAAUUUUCCACCAAACGAAAGGUAUGCAUGGUAAUUCACAUGGAAUCUUGGCACACAGCCAACGAGGAGGGUAAAACCAAGUACGAUUGUGAUAAGGGCCGAAAAGCUCACGUUUGUGCCGCUUGCGGUAGGAAAUAUAUGCAUAGGGAAACCUUGAGGCGCCACGUGAGGCACGAGUGUGGUAUCAAGCCCAGAUUUCAGUGUAAUCUUUGUACUAUUUCGUACAAACGCAAAGAAGAUUUACAUAAACAUGUCGCCGUUAAGCAUCAUAAUUAAAAUAAUGUUGGAAUUUUAGGGAUCGCUAAAGUUCCUCUUCAAUGUUCUUGCUCUUUGAAUGUUUAUGCUUCUUGCGCUUUGCUGUUGUUUGCUGAAAAUUGAAACGAUCGGCAAGUUCAAAUUUAAAUGUCGGUGUGCCUUGAUAUUUCAAUAAUAAAAAAUGUACAAGUUCUAUUUAAAAGGGUGGCUCAAAGUCACGCUUUCUUGUUAUCUCAGUGUACUCGAAAAUUAAUAAAUGUGAAGAAAUUACAUCGCAGUUUAAAAAUAAAGUUUA